Molecule: messenger RNA, 579 nt
Organism: Fusarium coffeatum
Lineage: Eukaryota; Fungi; Ascomycota; Sordariomycetes; Hypocreales; Nectriaceae
Exons: 1
Coding region: 1-579 (192 amino acids)
Biological process (GO): exon-exon junction complex disassembly
Cellular component (GO): exon-exon junction complex; cytoplasm
Molecular function (GO): RNA binding
Source: RefSeq, a predicted model, not a curated record
AUGCCCUCACAACCCUCGAAUUCCGGUAUCGUCACCGACGAGAAUAGCGGCGACCGUGAGAUUCCCCAGUCCGUACGCGCAGAUGGUAGUACUCGCAGAGCCAUCAAGAUUCGCCCCGGCUACCGCCCUCCUGAGGAUGUCGAAGUCUACAAAAACCGCACCGCCGAAGCCUUCCGCGAACGCGGCAAGAAAAUCGGCAUUCCCGGCGCCGCAGGAGUAAAGGAAGAGAGCUCCGAACAAAGCUCGGCAGCUAGCAAUAAGAACGCCAAACGCCGCGAGGCCCGAAAAAAGGCGAAGGCUACAGAGGGCGAUGCCCCCGCUCCAGCCCAAGAGACCAAAACUGAUGAGGUCGAUCCCGAAGUCGAGCGCCAGAAGAAAGCCCGAAAUCUUAAGAAGAAGCUGAAGCAGGCCAAAGACCUCAAGAACAAGAAGGAGGAUGGUGAAGCACUACUUCCCGAGCAGAUCGCCAAGGUUAUCAAAAUCAACGAGCUCAUCCGAGAGCUAGAUGCUCUAGGCUUCGAUUCUGAAGGGGAACCUAAGGAGGCAUCCCCAGAAAACGACGAUGAGAAGAAGGAAUGA